AUGGCCGAGUCGUCCUUCAAACGCAAAGUCAUUGGCUUCGUUGCUCGUUUACUAAAAGCCAUUCCCGUCAUUAGGCCACAAGACUUGGCUACCAAGGGUACUGGCACCAUCCAAUGUAAAGACAACGAGAGGUUGAUUGGCCAAGGAACUCGUUUUCAACAGGAAAUUCGCCCACGUGAUCUACUGCAACUGAGUAAAACCGUGAAAGUAGAGGUACUGGAAGUCCUCUCAGAUACAGAACUGACGGUUAAAAGCCAGUUGAAUGAAGAUGCAGCCACCCUUCUAUCAAACUGUAUUCCCUUUAAAGUUAUUCCUCACGUGGAUCAAAGCGUGUUAUAUACAAAGGUGCAUGAACGAUUAGAAGCCAAUGACUGUGUUCUGAUAUUUCCGGAAGGUGGCAGUCAUGAUCGGACAGAGAUGCUCCCUCUUAAAGCUGGUUUUGCUAUCAUGGCGCUCGGAACAAUGGUGGAGAAACCCAAUGUGGAUGUGAAGAUUGUGCCAGUCGGCUUAAAUUAUUUCCAUCCGAAUCGCUUCCGAUCUCGUGCUGUAAUCUCAUACGGUGCUCCUAUUAGUGUAGAACCAGAAUGGGUGGAAAGCUACAAGCAAGGCGGAAGCGCGAAACGUGAGGCCAUUGCCGCAUUGAUGAAUGCGGGUUAUGAAGGACUACGAAGUGUUACAGUGAAUGCGCCGAGCUUUGAUGUCCUCUUGAUCAUCGCCGCAGCGCGUCGACUUUACAGACCUGCGGCCGAACAUAAAUUAUCCAUUGACCAAGUGGUCGAAUUGAAUCGUCGCUUCCUGGUUGGUUACAAAUACUUUGAAAAAGAUCCAAGGCUGGUGGAACUGGCUCGCAAAGUGCAAGCGUACAAUGAAACCUUGAAAUAUUUCGGAUUACGCGAUCACCAAGUGGAGCGAACCGCCACCAAUGUAUUCUCAGCUUUGCCGGUCCUUAUCUCGCGCUUGCUCAAGCUUUUAUUCCUCGCCUUUGUCGGGUUCCCCUCCCUAUUGGCCAAUUCUCCGAUUGUCAUUUUGGCCUUAUUGAUCAGUCAAAAGAAGCAAAAAGAGGCGUUGGCGGGUUCCAGUGUAAAGAUUGCAGCCCGUGAUGUGGUGGCCACAUGGAAAUUGCUUGUGGCGCUUGUGUUUGCACCUGCAUUGUAUGCAUUUUAUUCGGUUUUAUUUUUCGUUUAUCUUCGUCUUUACCAUUCGCAAAUGGACCUUUCGACAUGUGGUGGUCUAGCCUUCGCACUAUGGGUUGCACAACCUUUCCUUCAAUACGUGGGGAUGCGACUCCUGGAAAACGGCGCGGAGAUUUACAGAUCGUUAACCCCAUUGGUCAUUGCUGUGUUCAAUCGUGACAAUGCUGCCGGACUUCGAAGCAUGAGAGAACAACUGUCAAACGACAUCACCACCUUUGUCAAUACCAACGGCUCGGUGGCUCUCCAAGAUUUCGAUCCCCACAGGUUUGAUGAACUGGAGCCAAGAGAGAAACAAAAAUCCGCGUUGGCCGGUUUAUGGAGUCUGGACGAUCUGUCACCGGCGAAACUGCGGGCAUUAUGGGAAGACCGACUUGAUUUUGGCGGACAAUCGGACGAAUCUGCGGAAGAAGAAAGCCUCUAA
Radiomyces spectabilis is the source of this 1614-nucleotide messenger RNA. RefSeq lists its product as uncharacterized. The record is from RefSeq and is a predicted model, not a curated record. Gene Ontology annotation, biological process: phospholipid biosynthetic process. Gene Ontology annotation, molecular function: glycerone-phosphate O-acyltransferase activity; glycerol-3-phosphate O-acyltransferase activity. The coding region runs from base 1 to 1614 and encodes 537 amino acids. NCBI's taxonomy places the organism in Eukaryota, Fungi, Mucoromycota, Mucoromycetes, Mucorales, Radiomycetaceae. The transcript is spliced from 8 exons. Gene Ontology annotation, cellular component: endoplasmic reticulum membrane.